CACACUUCGUCAAUUCAUAUCGUCUGCCCACGCCAGGAUGCAAAGCAGAGAAAUGUUUCCGCCCGUGUGUCAUCUUCCGCUCUCAUAACUGCUCGAUGCUUCAGAAUUAGCCCCUUCGCGUUUCCCCUCCCCCUUGCAUUUAUUUUUAUUUAUUUUAUUUUUGGGGGGUAACUCAACGCUGAAGCGUUUUCCAUUAUUUUUUUCCUCCUGGUGAUCAUCAUUUUUGGGACCGCACAGCAUGCGAGCUAAAGGGCUGGAGACUGGCGGAGACUCGGACUGAGAUCUACACUCAACAUAAACACCGAUCCACACACAACACUGUGUGCGUCCUUACUGGACUACAUCUCGGACUAGAGUGGCUUUGGCUCCGUGAACGCAUCAUUUGCCAACGCGAUGUCCAUCAGGAAGGCACCGUUGACGCGAAAGCAGUCGAGAAACGGCACGUCCAAAUAUGUGUUGGAGCGGUGCGCUUCUAUUAACGAGUAUUAUGAUAUUGCCUUCAAGGUGAUGCUGUUGGGAGACUCCUCCGUGGGAAAGACGUGCAUCUUGCUGCGAUUUAAAGACGGGGCAUUCGUGGGAGGCAACUUUAUUGCCACCGUUGGAAUAGACUUUAGGAAUAAAGUGGUCGACGUCGACAACCUGAAAGUCAAACUCCAGAUCUGGGAUACAGCCGGCCAGGAAAGAUUCCGAAGCGUGACACACGCCUACUAUAGAGAUGCCCAAGCACUACUUCUGCUUUAUGAUAUCACCAAUAAGCCAUCAUUUGACAAUAUCAGGGCUUGGUUAAAUGAAGUACAUGACUAUGCCCAGAAGGACGUGGUCAUCAUGUUGCUCGGCAACAAGUCAGACAUGGCCGCAGAGCGGGUGAUCAAGACGGAGGAUGGGGAGAAGUUGGCUAAGGAAUAUGGAGUGCCAUUUAUGGAGACCAGCGCAAAGACUGGCAUCAACGUGGAGCUGGCCUUUCUAGCCAUCGCAAAGGAGCUGAAGCACAGAACCACACAACAGCCAAACGAGCCCAAGUUCCAGCUGCACGACUACAUCGAAUCUCAGAAACACAAGACCGGUUGCUGCAGCCUUGUGUAGCUAAAGCCGACACUGGGCUGGCAGACACACACACACACACUCACACACACAGACGGGGAUCAAGACGGAGGGAUGUGAGGGGGGCGGGGGGGGGGAUAAGUAAAGCCAAUCCCGGCACUAAUCCUCAAAAGUGAGCGUCCUCCUCUUCUCCACUCUACCGAAUGACAGUGAAUCCGAUUGCCAUCCCUUCUGAAAAAUGUGAAUAGCACUCUGUAGAAAAAGUGUUGUGCUCUUUGUGGUGACAGUUGUGAUCAAACGAAAAAAGCCAGAUUUGACAAAAGCAAAACGCUUAGAUCCGUCUGCAGGGAUAACGUAGAGCAGGGGGGGUCCAAAGUCGGUGCCGGAGGGCCGCCGUCCUGCCCGUUUUCAGCUCCCCCAGCUGUGACGCACCUGAUUCAAAUGAUCAGCUCGUCAAUCCUGAUGAUGUGAAUCAGGUGUGUUGCUCCUGGGAGAGCUGGACCGACUUUGGACACCCCUGACGUAGAGCUCGGUCACGUUUUAUAUGAACAAUCAAUAUGACUGUUGAUUAGGGAUUAGAAUGACUUUGUCUUCAUGUCACAUUUCAGAGGCUGUGAACUCGAUCCCCUUUUUUUUUGGCCUUACAGUCUUAAUCUUCGCCUAGUGUGCAGACGGCGUCCGAGUCGAGCUGUAGCUACAUCUCCACAUGCGUAAUGUUGUUCCAAUAAAAUCAAUGGUUGCAGGGCUCCUGCCCGAUGUGUGUGUGUGUGUGUACACACGAUACCUUCAGGCUCAUACCUGAACUUUAUUCAAUGAUCUGCUACAGGAUCUUUCCAUGGUUUGCACCGGAGAUUAUUUCCCGCCCCGCUUCAAGAGUCCCCCAAAACGUUUACUGUACAUUCCUUAUUUCACAAACACUCUGAAACGUAACCGUGUCUCUUUUUAACAAUCGAUGUUGUUGUGGAGACUGUACAGAAGCCGUAAUCGUUUCAUGCACUGUAUUGUCUUGAUUUGUACAAUGUUCAUUUUCAAUGUUUGCUUGUCACAUGUGUUCCUUCUUUUGGAGGUGUCGUGGUGAUCACAAAGUGCCAUGGAGAGAGAAAAAAAGUGCUUUGUUAUCAUAUUCUAUAUAAAGUAUAUUUUGUAAUGUA
Hippocampus zosterae (dwarf seahorse) is the source of this 2192-nucleotide messenger RNA. Its product is annotated as ras-related protein Rab-37-like. The coding region runs from base 394 to 1083 and encodes 229 amino acids. Gene Ontology annotation, cellular component: Golgi apparatus; endosome. Gene Ontology annotation, molecular function: GTPase activity; GTP binding. The record is from RefSeq and is a predicted model, not a curated record. The transcript is spliced from 9 exons. NCBI's taxonomy places the organism in Eukaryota, Metazoa, Chordata, Actinopteri, Syngnathiformes, Syngnathidae.